This is a messenger RNA of Uloborus diversus, 2415 nucleotides long. RefSeq names its product testis-expressed protein 2-like. Gene Ontology annotation, cellular component: endoplasmic reticulum. Gene Ontology annotation, molecular function: lipid binding. The coding region runs from base 1 to 2415 and encodes 804 amino acids. Lineage: Eukaryota; Metazoa; Arthropoda; Arachnida; Araneae; Uloboridae. The transcript has 6 exons. The record is from RefSeq and is a predicted model, not a curated record.
AUGAGUGGGAAAACAUUUCGAACUAAACAUAGAUCCUCAUCCACUGCAUUAAUAUCUCUUCACUUCAACAAAGCUGAUGAAGAUCAGUUAGAAAUUAGUUACGGGGAAAAAAGUGACUCAGAAGGUGCAGGAGCUGGAAAAAAUGAUUCUCUGCUUAUAACUGAAAAAGGAAAUAAUGAAUCGUCAAGUAAUGGAGAUUUCGAUGAAACCUUUGAAGAUUUCAACAUUUCUGCCGAUGCUGGCGAACCCACGAAAAUUAAAUCAGAAAGUAGAGAAUCUACUCCAGUUCGUGAUUCGGUGGUGAAAGAAUAUUGGUCUCGAAUCAGCAGAAGAGCAGGAAGUUUAGAUUCUGAUAUGGGGUAUGACCGAAAUCAAGAUUCUAGUGAAGGUUGGAUGUUUUUUAAGGACAUAAAAGGAAAAAUUAGUAAAACAUUGGAAGAAAGGAAGAGUAAAGAUACUGGAGCAAAGCCCACAUCUGUGUUUGAGAAAGCUUCCGUUAUCAAGGAGAAAGACGGAGACGAAGCCGAUGCUGAUGUCACUCCGACUGAUUCGGACAGUAAGAGUGAUUUUGAAAAAUAUUUAAAGCUGAGUCCUGCUGUUGAAGCUGCUGAAAUCAUCAAUGAAAAUAAUAUGUUUGAAAGUUAUGUGAAUGAUGAAUUAGAAAAAGCAAAAUGUGAAAUUAUCCCUGGGAAGAAAAAACCCUCUCCUUCACGAAAAAGUGUUCCUCACAGCAUGACCUUAUCCUCUCUUAUUGCUAACAGAUCAGCAAGUAUUGAAGAUGAUGAAUCGAUUGCUAAUUUAAAAGAUGCCAGUAUUACCUCAUCCUAUGUAAAAAAAGAAGAAAAUGCUCAUAAAACUAAAAACUUGAUGAAUAAUGAAAACAUGUUGCACAAAUUAAUUCAAGUUGUGAGACAAUAUUAUUGUUAUCUGAAAUCCUCUUGGAACAAUUUUUUAUUUCGUUUAUUAACUGCGGUGUUUGUUUUCAUCCUAGCACCUAUUCCUUCUUGGCUUUGUGGAUUUUUGAUUGGCUCCCUAUUAUCAGGUGCUGUUAUGUAUUGGUUAUUUAAACCUGGAACACCAAAAAAGCCAUUCUGCCUACCAAAUUAUAAUCAGAUGCCAGAGAUUAAUAUACCUGUAUCAGAAGAACCCAUCAUCUAUAAAGGUUGGAUGAAUGAAUUGCCUACUGAUAUGAAUUACAACCCAGACACUUAUCACGUUAAUUGUACUCGGUCAUUAUAUGUGCGGUUAGAUGGUUCAUAUUUGAGGGUAUCAUAUCCACAUAGCAACAUUCCCAAAAGAGCAAUGUUUAACGAAACCCGUCAUGAAAGGCAGUUUAUUAGCCAACAACAUUUUGAUAUAACUGAUGCUUCUGUUGAAUUGUUGCCUAAAGGUCUAGCUAGAAAAAGACUUUGGAGUAAGAAAUACCCUAUAUGUCUUAGAAUACCAAAUUCCAAACAAGCAGUUUUAUCAAAUUUUGCAAAAGAAGCAGAUGAAAGCUCGGUGGCCAAAUCGGCAGGCCGGAAAGAGUCGCCUAUUAAAAGAUGCAUUCCUAGAAUCAACGAAAACAAUGAAGUAGUGUUAUAUUUAUUUUCCCGAACAGACAGAGAUAAGGAUUUAUGGUACUAUCGGUUCAAAAAAGCAUCAAAAGUGAAAAUGCUGAAAUCACAUUCACCAUCCUCAUCCCCUAACAUUGCUGCAAUUGACAGUUCCUCACUUGAAAAUAAAAGAACGAUAUCUGUUGACUUAGCUUCACUGCAGCUGUGCUCCAGCUACAAUAAUGAUGAUGCUUCUGAUACAUAUGAUGAAAUAGACAGUUUUGUAGAUGUGUCCAUGACGAAACAACAGAAGUUUGAGCUUUAUAUGUCACAUUUACUUGCGCCAUUACAUUUAGAUUCUUUUUCAACUUCAUUGAAAGAUAAGAGAGACCUUGACAAAAUUUCCAAAACCAGCUCUGCAGCUCAAAACAAUCUUGCAUGGUUAAAUGUUCUCAUUGGUCGAGUUUUUUACGAUUUUCUUACAGAAGAUAUGUGGGCCCAACUAGUCGCUGAAAGAAUCCAAAGAAAGCUUAGUAAAAUCAAGCUGCCAGUUUUUCUAACAGAACUUAUUGUUAAGAAUAUAAAUCUUGGUACAGCCUUACCUAAAAUUCACCGCGCUUCUGAACCUACAACUGAUCAAAGAGGAUUGUGGAUUGACAUAGAUCUAUCUUAUAACGGAUCAUUCCAAAUGACGUUAGAAACGAAAUUAAAUCUUUUGAGGUAUAAAAAAGCAACAGAAGAACUUUCCUUAUCAGAUGUACUUAAAGGAAAUGAGAGCGCUAAUCCGCUAAGGUCUCCAGUGUACAAUAACAGUGAUGAAGAAGAUAGUGCUGAGUCAUCAAGUGAUGAAGAUAUUCCAAUACCAGAAAUUGAAAAUUGA